GCACUUGCAUCCUGUCCACCUCAAAAACAAACGAAAGCCUUACCCCAGAAAAGGGAAUAGAAAAAUUCUCUAACAUCAAGAGUUUUAGAACAAAAACAAUGGCGUUUAAGUUUAAACCCGUGUUUGGCUACACAGUUGUUUAUGUUGAGAACGUGGCUAAAUCAGUAGAUUUCUACGCAAAAGCCUCUGGUUACAAUGUUCGUCGCUUGGACGAGUCUCACAGCUACUAUAAAUGCAUAUAUUCCCUUAAAAAUAUAAUGGGAUGUGAAGGGUUUAAUUUUGGUUACAGAUGCGGAGAGCUGGAGAGUGGGCAGACCACUAUAGCCUUCACUCCAAAAUAUCAACAUGAGACGGAUAAGCUAACUGGUGCAGUCCAAGUCCCAAGAUCUGAUAGCGAGCGAACCCCGAUGGAACUCUGCUUCGUUUACUCACACGUCGAUACUGCUUACAAGCGAGCGGUGGCGGUGAGACAGCCUGAGAAAAAGGAAUGGGGACAAAGGGUCGAUUACGUACGUGACAUCGAUGGCAUAACUGUGAGGAUGGGCAGCCAUGUUCACCCACCAAAACAAGCUUGAUUUGAAGCCAAAUAAAUUAUUACUGCUUUUAAAACUGAACAGUUAAAUCUCUUAGUUUAUCUAUCAAAGUUGUCACUCCUUGUCCCCAGAGUACAUGAAUUAUUUUUAUAUUUACGGCUCAAAUUAUAGUAAUAUCAUUAACAGAUGACUAUAUUUGUCUAAACUUUUAAGCAUAUUCAAUUGUCAACUAUUAUAUUAUAUAUUAGCUUUCCCAGUAAUAAGAUAAAUAAAUAGCAUGUAAUAAAAAGACAAUUUGUUCAUCAAAAUAAAGAGUUAAAAGUCACGAAUGAGACGUUAUGAUGAUAUGAGACUGCUACUCAAAACACUACUAAACAAAACCAGAACCAAAACGCUUUCGAAUACAAAAGAACACUACCACUUAAAAGCACAAUAAAUAAAAAUAGAAAGAGAUAGGGAAGGGGAAGGGGGGCUUUAAGUUUUAAGGCACUCCCUAGAUUCACAAGGACUCUGCGGUGUAAUCAGCCGCAACUCAUCUCCCUACAUGAUAAAAAUUAAGGCAUUCCACGGGUUCAUAUAUUCUAGAGAAGGAACAGCAGCAACAGCCAUCAUUGAUCACAACAUUUCUUGCGACCGUCGGACACAGCGACCAACCUUUCUCUUAAAUUCAUCU
Gossypium arboreum is the source of this 1206-nucleotide messenger RNA. RefSeq lists its product as uncharacterized. The coding region runs from base 99 to 575 and encodes 158 amino acids. The record is from RefSeq and is a predicted model, not a curated record. NCBI's taxonomy places the organism in Eukaryota, Viridiplantae, Streptophyta, Magnoliopsida, Malvales, Malvaceae. The transcript is spliced from 2 exons.